AUGAGGGAUGAUUUGGGGUUGGACAGUCAUGUACAGGAAGGGGACACAGUCCAUGUUCUUGCUGAGUUUAAAGACGAUGUUUGUUAUAUCACAGACCAGUCUGGAUUGCUGAUUAUAAAUCCAGAUCUGCUUCUGUCGGGAACUACAGUUGUAUCCAGUGUCUUCUGUAUGAGAAAGUCUAUACUGAAGGAGAAAUUUAAGGGAUGUGACAGUAGAAAUGUGCAGAUGUUAUAUGGAAGUAUCAUCCAUAGUGUUUUUCAGCAGAUGCUGAGGAAAAAAUUGUGCACAGCUGAGGGUAUUAUACAAGAGUCCACAACGAUUGUUAAACAGCUUAGUAAUCUUUUAGAAAUGUAUGCUAAUCAGAUGACUGAAGACAAGGUGAUGGAAGAGAUUAAGAGUUACAUUCCACAGAUGAUUUCUUGGCUUGCACAGUAUACUAGAUUUGGUAGUAGUUUCACAGUAAAAAAACAAAGUGACUCGGAUGUUCAGGUGACCAAAGUUUGUGAUAUUGAGGAAAACAUGUGGUCACCUAGAUAUGGUAUCAAAGGCAAAAUAGAUCUAACAGUUGAAGCCAGAAUCAAAAAUGAGCCGGGUACCACAACAUUGCCAUUAGAACUGAAGACAGGAAAGACGUCUUACUCCGUGGAACAUAAAGGACAGGUGACUCUGUAUUCCAUGAUGUGUGGAGACAGAAGGAAGGACCCCCAAAAAGGCAUGCUGCUAUACCUUAAAGAACCCAGUAUGAAAAUUAUACCAGCUGAUCAUAUACAUCAGAAAGGACUUAUUCAGUUGCGUAAUGAAAUGGCUUACUACAUCUCAAGACAGGUGAUAAAAUCUACAGAGGACAGUGAGCAAAAGACAUUCACACUUGGCAGAUUGCCAGAUCCCAUAUCAAAUAUUCGAGCAUGUCAGAAAUGCCCACAGCUUAUCAACUGUUCAAUAUACCAAAGACAGGUUGAAGGGAGGUCAGCUGAUUCCAGCGGGAUGUCUGGAUUGGUAAAUGAAAGUUUGGGACAUUUGAACUUGGAUCACAUGACAUAUUUUAUCCAAUGGUGUCUCAUGUUAGAUCUAGAAUCACAGCUUGGCCAAUCAAAAAAGACUUUAGCAGACAUAUGGUGUAAAAGUUCUGUGAAGAGGGAGGAAGCAGGACUCUGUCUCAGUGGAAUGGUUUUACUCUCUGAGAGCUGUGAAGAGAUAGGACAAGAUGCAGUUGUACUUACCUUCUCUCGGCAUUCACAAUAUCCCAAGUAUGUUCUUAUCUUGGCUGUAUGA
Molecule: messenger RNA, 1272 nt
Organism: Mercenaria mercenaria
Lineage: Eukaryota; Metazoa; Mollusca; Bivalvia; Venerida; Veneridae
Product: DNA replication ATP-dependent helicase/nuclease DNA2-like
Exons: 13
Coding region: 1-1272 (423 amino acids)
Source: RefSeq, a predicted model, not a curated record